AUGCUGGCGGCCAAUGACAAGGGCCUAAGCCCUCAUACACCCAAAAGCCCGGUACUGCCUCCUCCUGAAUCCAAGAGUCCCGGCAGUGUGUCCCAGAAGACUCCAACAACAUUGUCGCGUCAGGGCACACUCAGAGCCUCGCACAGGCGCAAGGGUAGUAUGACAGGAUCGCUGUCUUUGUCACAGGGACGCAAAAGUCCAGUGGGUCUCAAUGAUCGCAGUCCUCAAGGGAGACGCAGCCCUUUGCUGAUUUCUAAUGAUCGUCUGAAGUCGCCCAAUGAAUUGCCCCUACACUCGACGUUUGGCUCUACAUCACCUACAGUGCGCAGUCCUUCGGGUGAACGCAGUAGAAGUCCCACCUUCAGCAUUCACACCCAGGAAAGGCGUUCGCCCAUAGGUAGUGCCGCACCUCUAGAUUUUGCCCAGUAUGGCCGCAGUCCCACUUCCACAGUUCAUGUGCAAGAUGGCAAUCGUUCUACCUUCGACUCCUCCACCGAACAAGAGGAACCAACAGCUGCUCCCACAACAACAGCCUACAAGAGACCUUCCAUAAACCUUUUCACGCCCAUAUACUUCAGUGGCGACAAACGCAGCCCCAUGGGUCCCAUACCACCCAUAACGGUCUCCAAUCCCGCCGAAACCUAUCGCAUGGCCGAGAGCAACAACUUGGAGAAAUCGGGUGAUAAGGAAGUGGAACAGCAAAAAAGGGAGGAGAAGGAGAAAGCAGAAGCAAAAAGCGGCAGCGGUGGCAGCAGUGAUAAGGAGCAGCAGCCCGAGAAGAAGAGUGUCAUGCGCGAGAUAUUGGCAUUUGUGCGCAAGCCUUCGAAGCACAUAACGACACGCACCAAUCGCUUUGCUAAUGCUUUUACAAGAGCCGAAACCGGGUCAUCUAGGGGACCGCUCAUUCGCCAAAGUACUUUUUCAGCCAGUCCGGCAGCAUCGUCAACUGCUGCAAAGAGUGCUGUACAAAAACAAAUGUCCGAAGUUGGAUUCGAACCAAAGAUGUCACUGAAAUUCUCACACUAUGCCAAAAUGUCUCUGAAGUUACGUCGAUCUGCCCGCGACGAGGAGAAAUCCAAACAACAACAGACGCAACAACAACAGCAACAACAACAGCGUGCCUCCAAUGACACCCAGAGAGCCAGCAACGAUUCCUCCUGCACCGGCAGCGGUCUUUUGAAUGUCCAAGAGGGCAGCGCCUCGGGCAGAGCUACACCGUUGAGUGAUAUUCCAUUUGAGUUUGCCAAUGUCCAUUUCGAAAAGGUAGGUGAAUCCUAUAUCAAGCAUGAUAAGAAACACGACGACGAAACUGUGGAAGAUGGCGCCGAUCCCACAACCGACAUUAUCUUAGCCAAUCUCGUUGAGGAGAUUAAUAACUCUUUGAAAAUAGCCUCAUUGGCCACGGAAAAUGCGGGCGCCACUCAUCACUUCCAGAGACGCUCUGAAAGUCGUGAGCCCAUAGAGCCUCGCAUCAGCGAGGAACGCGAAUCUGAUUCGAAUGACUUGGUUAUACCGGAAGAAUUUCGUACCGAACUCGCGGAGAUUUUAAAGGGCUACAAACCGGAACCCAUCUAUGUGAACUUGAUCGAAUUGAAGAAAGAGACCGAUGAUGCCGAAGCUGCCGCAAAUAAGGCCAUUGAAGCGGCAGCUUUGGGCUCAUCCACCGACAAAUCCCCCUUGCAAUGUCCAACCAUUGAGUUUGUGCCUCCCUCGAGGCGUUCCUCAUUUGAUCCUCCACGUUCACCCUUCCUGGAGACUCUACGCAGCCCAGGUGGGGAUACAGAUGCCAGCUUGCAACGUUUAGAAUCGGGUGGUGAUAGCUUUGAAAUGGUCGAGGGCGAUCGCAAAUCCAGCAGGGCAGAAUCAAGUUUUGAAUGCCCCUAUUCUUCGCGAGAGACAAGCUUUGAGAUUUCACGCUACCAAUCCACCAGUUACGAGGACCAAAGCUCUAGUUUUGAAAUAGUUGACAUCGAUGAGAAAAGUAAGAAGUCCAGCAUAGAUCUGAGGAAGUCCUCCAUUGAGCUAGUAGAUGCUGAGACCUUUCAAAGGUCCAACUCCUCACCCGGCCGCAAAUCAUCGCUGGAAACCCAUUUUGAUUAUACGCCCUCCGAGGCCAGCGGUGGGGCCGGCGGCGGUGGUGGUGGUGGUGUUUUCGGCAUUAGCUCCAUUAGAUCACCCAACUUUCCCAUGACCAAAAAACAAAAGACCGAAACCUUUAAGUCCCUGCACAUCUCACCCUUCAGUGCCUUUUCACGUGCACGCAGUCCCCUUUCCAAUCAGACUUCCUCUAAUUACAGUUCACGUGACAGCUACGAUUCGAGUUCCUCUGCGGGUCACCAUGAUGUGCCGCAGCGUAGCCCCUAUGCUGAUCCCACAAAAAAGCAUUUUCCCCUAACCAUAAGACAAAAAGAGGAGGAAGUCAAGACCUUCUUGUGCACCGAUCAACGAUGUGCCUCCAUCUUUGAGCCAAGACCCAGCUCGGUAUUGACUCAACAGUUUUCCACCGGUUCAAUGUCUACCCCUUCAGGCUAUGCCAAUGGCACCCCGAGAGCCUUGAGUGCAGUGGGCAGUAGUUUGGGCGGGGGAUUUUCCAGUGGCAGUGAAUUUGAUCCACCUUCACCUCGAAGGGCUACCAGCGCUUCACCAAAGCAUACUUUUACUUUUCGCAUUGUGCUCAAGAAAGUGGAUAGUUCACCAGAGGCUUUGUGUCCCGAAAGACAUCGUAGUCGCAUUAUUGACCGUUAUCGCCGAAGAGAUAGUCGUCGCAGACGUUUGCAAACGGCUGGUAAAAGUGUUUAG
Stomoxys calcitrans (stable fly) is the source of this 2799-nucleotide messenger RNA. Its product is annotated as serine-enriched protein-like. Lineage: Eukaryota; Metazoa; Arthropoda; Insecta; Diptera; Muscidae. The record is from RefSeq and is a predicted model, not a curated record. The coding region runs from base 1 to 2799 and encodes 932 amino acids. The transcript has a single exon.